CGGCAGCGCCGAAGAACUCUACCCAGUACGGAUUCCGGACGGCAGUUGGCAGAGCAAGUACUUCACUUCUUGAUCCCAGUUGUGAUUCUCGAAUGUCAACGUUGGGACUGCUUUGAAGAAGCCUAAUAGCCCCGGUAACUACCUUAGUUCGUCGCUUUGCUCUCCUUUUCCAUUUUUUCGCUGAAUUGCGAUGGAGUAAGUUUUACGAAUUCCCAGCGAGAAUGAAGUUUCGAUUGUUCCACAUGAAUCGAGGAGUUGGGAAUUGAACGUUAGGGAGAUUAAAGAAGGGGGAAAGUAGAGGGGAUGGGAGGGAGUUGAGCUUGUGUCCACAAGGUGUUCGAUCAUUUGCCUGAACGAGUUGAACUAGUAGCUUUUACGAUGGUUUACUUGUACCAGUCUGGUCUCCAGUUAGGAUCUCGUAGUUUUGUGACGUCUUCGAUUGGGAUGGAUUGUUACUUUUUUGCCUCCUUUCUCGAGCUUGAACUAGCCUCCUGCUGAUCUUUUCUUAUGGUUCCCCUUCCCUGUCCAUUCUAAAGGCAUAUAUAGUGUUUCUGUUUCAUAAACCAAUUGGUUUAUAAUGUUCAGUACUUCUCUUUUGAUAUCGAAUUCCCUUGAUUUCUGUUAACUUUGCAGAUUUCUGAAAGGCCCUUCGCCAAAAGUUCAAACCUUCCAAUUCAACAACCCACCAAAAUGUCUCUUCGUAGACCACCCUCGCCAAGAAUGGUACUCGACAAUGUCUCCUGCAUGAGAAACGCACAGCAAAUCCUCCGCCACGUCAAUGUCUCGGUCCAUGACGGCAGUGCCAUCGUGCUAACGGGCACCAACGGCUCAGGCAAGACAACACUCCUGCGCAUGUUAGCAGGAUUCACCAAACCAUCUGCGGGCCAGGUCCUGUGGAAUGGACAUGACAUAACAAACUCGGGAGUCUUCCAGCAGUACAAGCUUCAACUCAACUGGCUCUCGCUGAAAGACGCCAUGAAAGACAGGUUCACGGUCUUGGACAACGUGCAGUGGUUCGAGGUCCUCGAGGGGAAACACGGCAAAUCGCUGCCUGCUCUCGAGUUGAUGGGGCUGGGACGAUUGGCGAACGAGAAGACGAGGAUGCUGUCUAUGGGACAGCGGAAGAGGGUGCAGCUAGCUAGAUUGCUGGCUAUGGACCGCCCCAUCUGGUUGCUCGACGAGCCGUCUGUGGCCCUGGAUGACGAAGGGGUGAAGCUGCUGGAGUUCAUAAUUGCGGAUCAUAGGAAGAAAGGCGGGAUUGUGUUUGUGGCGACUCAUCUGCCGAUCAAGAUGGAAGAUGCUACGUAUCUCAGGCUGCCACCGAGGUUCCCCAGAAGGAUGACAUUUGUGGAUAUGCUGGAUCGUGCUGACAUUGAGUGAAAAGAACAAGAAUUGGAAUAUAGAUUAGCACUGUUAAACUUAACAUCCAAAUCCGUGUUUUUGGGUGGGGAGGGUCUAAUCCUGAGUUUCACAUCAUACCUAUUUCCUAUGAUGGUUGUUCUGUCUUUGGCUCUUGAUUCCCUUGAACAAUUCGUGCUGGAUUUUGGUUCCUGGGGGGUUUCUCCUCGUUGACAAUGAAAUGAGGAUUAGAUCGUGGAUUUUAAGAUGCCAUCUUAUCCUUAAUUAUUGAGGUCUUGGAAUGUUUCAGUACUUAAUCCUGUGCUGUUGACGAUGGAUUCUGUCCUUUUCAGGUCUUGUGGUGGAUUGGGAAAAUGACAAAUAAUAUAUUCGAGAUUUUAUCAGGUCAGUUUUUUCCUCCAAACAUAUGCAGCUCUAGGAUUUAUUAGUUGAAUUACAAGUCGAUUUCGUGCGCAAAUAGAUUAAUGAUGAGUUUAUAAAUCGAAUACGUGUGAACAUUAAUUUAUAAGAAUUGCGAAGAUUUGUUAAGAUACGAAUUCAUGACUAACCGUUUAUGAUUGAAGAUUAUGCAUUAGAUAUUUAGAUCUGGUACCGUAUAUAUUCGGUUUAUCCUAUAACAUAAAUCUGAUCUCUCUUUUUAUUCUUUUGGCUUGUGAUUUGGUAAUUGAUAAAUUGUAGUGGAAAGCAAGUAUAGUUUUGGGCAAGGCAAAGAGAAUCUUGUUAAACAAAGAUGAACGCUAUCA
This is a messenger RNA of Linum trigynum, 2102 nucleotides long. NCBI's taxonomy places the organism in Eukaryota, Viridiplantae, Streptophyta, Magnoliopsida, Malpighiales, Linaceae. The record is from the annotation of a GenBank genome assembly.